AUGGCAGAUCAUUCAACCGAUGGUGGUGAUGGAAAUUCUCAGCCCAUCCGAUCCGCUCUAAUCUUGCGAAAAAGCACAAGAUGGCACUGGGAAAAGGAGCAGACUGGAUUUACUGAUGCCGAGCUGGAAAAACACCUCCAACAAAAAGGCACCAACGUGGCAGAGCUCUUGGAAAACGAGGAAAAACAAAUGCAAGCCGUCCAACAGAUAGCAAACGAGCUCAGCACAGCAGGGAUCUCAGCCAGAGUGGUCACCCGACAACAAAUCGAACAGUACCUCCCGGACACCGAUUUAGUGAUCUCAGCCGGUGGAGAUGGCACUUUUCUGGCAGCCGCCUCGGGCAUCAGUGACCAAACCCCAAUAAUUGGAAUCAAUACUGACCCGCUCGGUUCUGAGGGCCACUUGUGUGUCGGGGGCAAGAAUCCGCCCAGAAAUCUCAUCGAACGUCUGGUAUCUGGAAAUUUGACAUGGGUUCAGAGAAGUCGUAUCCGGGUUACGGUAUCCGAGAAGAACAAUCCGGCUAAGAAACUGACAAGUUUGGCGUUGAACGAGGUGUUUAUCGGAGAGGAUGAAGCCGCCAAGGUUUCCACAUACAAUAUAUCGAUUAAUGACUCGCAGACAGUCAAACAGAAGUCAUCUGGAUUGAUUGUCUCCACGGGGACAGGAUCGACUAGUUGGUAUCUUGGAAUGAAUCGAAUUGAUGAGAAUGCGACUACUUCUGUACUCGAGGCACUCCAAUCACUUGGAAUCAAUGUGCCGAUUACCCAGAAUUUGGUGGAGAAAGUUAUGACCACUGUAAAUAAGAGAAUUCCAUUCGAACCGGAUCAUUCGAGCUUCGCAUUCUCGAUCCGGGAACCAAUCUUUAACGACACCUACAAACGGACGGCCACCCGCGGAUUCGCUCGAAAAAUUUGCCUAGAAUCCAGAUGUUCAAACGGAUUCCUCGUGUUGGAUGGAUCUACAAAAAUUCCAUUCCCACAAGGAUCCGUUGCCACAUUUGAGAUGAAUUCAAAUGAUGCACUAAAGACGGUUAUUGUAUGA
This is a messenger RNA of Caenorhabditis remanei, 1041 nucleotides long. RefSeq lists its product as uncharacterized. Gene Ontology annotation, molecular function: NAD+ kinase activity. The coding region runs from base 1 to 1041 and encodes 346 amino acids. Gene Ontology annotation, cellular component: mitochondrion. The record is from RefSeq and is a predicted model, not a curated record. The transcript has 3 exons. NCBI's taxonomy places the organism in Eukaryota, Metazoa, Nematoda, Chromadorea, Rhabditida, Rhabditidae. Gene Ontology annotation, biological process: NAD+ metabolic process; NADP+ biosynthetic process.